UGGGACCAGACUGCAGCACUAUCAAAUCUAACAUGCGUUGAGUUGAGUUGAGUUGGGACCACUGUGCUACAAGGAAGCUUGUUUCACUUCACCUCCCUUUGGAUUUUUUGUCACUUUAUUUAUUCUCUGCUGGAUACAGAGAACCUGGAUUUUUAUGUACCAGUGUCAACAAGUCCAAACUUGGAGAAAACUUGACAAAGCUGAGCCAGUCCCCCUGGCAUGCUGGAAGGUUUUCUGUAAGGAGUGAAUCUUUAGGAGUUCCUUCUGUUUUUGUAUUGCAGCUUUACUUUUUCUUUGGAGCCUGUGCCCUCUCCACCAGGCUUCCGUCCCAGGAUUGGUCAGAGAGCAGCCCAUCAGCAGCAGUGACAGUGGGGUUGUCCAGGGUCAUCUGAGGUCAGAGGUCCGGGGUCAGAGGCUGGAUGUAUAAGACGGCUUCAUGGGCCUGAAGGACCAUCUGGAGGAUGGAACAGGCCACAACCUCAAUCUGGGGCUGGAUUUGGACUACCUCCAUGUGGAAGGCACCGACCGCCAGGCCAGCUUGAGUGCCACAGCCGGCACUCACUCAGGAGUUUUGGAGGGGGAAGAGUCACCGGUGGGAGGCACCCAUAGCAGUGUCAGUAGUAGCAGCAUCAGCAGUAGUAGUAGUAGUAACUCCUCUGAAGAAAGUGCUGCGUCGGACAGCGAAGAUGAGCGGGGGAUCCACCAUGGCACUGGUUCUGGCGCUGAGACCCCCCAUCCGCACCCCUGUCACCCUGCUGGACUGGGCCUGCCACAAAGCCCCCCCCCUAGGGACCCCAAACUCCCCACCGACCCCCUCACAGAGUAUCGCUCCAAGAUGGAAUUUGCCCUGAAGCUGGGCUACUCUGAGGUGCUGGUUUUGCUGGUGCUGCGGAAGCUAGGGCCUGACGCCCUCAUCAACGACAUACUGGGAGAACUGGUCAAACUAGGCACCAGGACAGAGACGGAGGAGGCAGGGGAGUCUGCCGCCUCCCAGUCGUCCUCCUCCUCCUUAUCCUCCCCCUCUCUGGACUCCUCCAGACUGGACUGCUCCUCCCAGCUUCUGUUGGAUGACAAGGAGAACAUCAGGCCUGUGGUGGUGGAUGGGAGUAACGUAGCCAUGAGUCAUGGGAAUAAGGAAGUGUUCUCCUGUCAUGGCAUCCAGCUGGCUGUUGAUUGGUUCUUGGAGCGUGGUCACCGUGACAUCACUGUGUUUGUGCCCGCCUGGAGAAAGGAACAGUCCAGACCGGAUGCCCUCAUCACAGACCAGGAGAUAUUGCGGCGUCUGGAGAAAGACAAGAUCCUGGUGUUCACUCCGUCUCGUCGGGUCCAGGGCCGCCGGGUGGUCUGCUACGAUGACCGCUUCAUCGUCAAGCUGGCCUACGAGUCCGACGGCAUCAUCGUCUCUAACGACAACUACCGGGACCUGGCCAAUGAGAAGACAGAGUGGAAGAAGUUCAUUGACGAGCGGCUGCUCAUGUACUCAUUCGUCAAUGACAAGUUCAUGCCUCCUGAUGAUCCUCUGGGUCGCCAUGGUCCCAGUUUGGAGAACUUCCUGAGGAAGAGACCAGUGAUCCCAGAACACAGGAAGCAGCCCUGCCCCUAUGGGAAGAAGUGCACUUACGGCCACAAGUGUAAAUUCUACCACCCUGAGAGAGGCAGUCAGCCCCAGCGCUCUGUGGCCGACGAGCUGCGUGCCAGUGCCAAGAACUCCUCUUCCUCCUCCACUUCUUCCUCCAAGAGCCUGGGCUCUGCUUCGCUGGUGAAGAGCCACAGCAUGUCCAGCAGCUCCAGUGCAGACGGGCUCCCAGAACCCCACCGAGCCGCCCCAAAGAGGCGGUCGGACCCCGGCCUGUGCACCCCUCCCUACAACGACCUCCUGGAGGAGCGGCUGGGCGGGAGGAUCAAAUCAGAGGCCCGCAGAGGUAGUAGCAGCAGCAGUAGCAGCAGCUGUAGCAACAGCCUCCUGGUUCCUGCCUCUGGGGGUCCUCCUUCCAGCCAAGGCUUCUCUCUGCAGGAUUGGAGGGACCACAACGCAGGGAGGAACGGCUCCUGCAGAGCUCCAGGGCUGUUGGAGCUUGGUCACUCUGAGUCAUAUCCCACCUGUGAGUCCCCAAAGCUGGGCUACAACUCCCUAAUGAGGGCGUACUCCAGCCUAAACCUGGUGGUGCCACUGAUACCCGAGCGGCUGUUCCCAACUGACCUACGGACAGGCUUGCUGGCAUCUGACUGCAGCAGCGAGGGCAGCAUGAGCUCUGACUCCUUCUCCCCUGACCCCCUAUUGGAGGAUGGCCUCAAAUGCCACCACCCCCAUCACCACCACUGCUCCAGCCGCUACCCACACCACACCAACCACCCGCCCCCUGGUCUGACCCUGCACCCACAUGGAGGCUCCCACCAUAGCUACCCCCUAUCUCAGAGCAUGGGGAGGCCACAGGUUUUCAGCUUGGAGGAUCAUCCCUCCUCCCUUCACCACUUCAAGGCCCAUCUCACCUACCUUCCUCCCCAUCUUCAGCACCCAUCUGUGGGGAGCAGCUCUGGCUGUUCGGAGGACUACCCUCCCCAACCUCCACCCCAGACCUCCAGCCCCCACUGCCACUCUCACAGCUCAACUCAGGGGCAUAACCUGGGGGGCUCCACCUGGCAGGACAACAACAGCCUCCAGAACUCCCGGCUUUACGAGCACUCCCCUGUCCGCCCACGGAGGACCUACCCUGGGAUGGGACAGGAGCAGCGGCUGGCCAGCUGGGACUCCCACUACCAGCAGCUCCUCCAGCCCUGCUACGAGGCCUUCAACUUCCAGUCCCAGCCUGAGGGCCACGAACAACCCUGGCACUCUUACUGGCCCAGGGGGACACACUCGCCCCAUCCUCAACCCCCUUCCUCCUCCCAUCCUCCACCCCACCCCUCCAUGGACCCCUUGCACCAGGGGGGAAGAUGCCAGGAUGUGAGGGAUAAAGUGUUUGUCAAUCUAUGUAACAUCUUUCCUCCAGAGCUGGUGAAGGUGGUGAUGGAGAGGAACCCCCAUGUGAUGGACGCCCAGCAGCUGGCUGCAGCCAUCCUGGCUGAGAAGUCCCAGGCUCGCUACUGAGUACUGACACUACUGUAGUAGAGGAAAGAGGUGACGUGCCCAACUCUAUAGUCCUCCCAAAACAUCUACGAUACAGGGGGAGAUGUUUUUUAAUUAUAUUUUUUAAGGAGAAUCCGAGCUACCUUAUUGUUGUCCGUUACUUUUGUGCGGUAUGAGACCACCUCAAGCACUUACGGUCAGGAUUGUUUAUGGUGUGUGGGUAGGAGUGAACAUGUGUGUCAGCAUUAUUUCAGGAGACUCUUUGAAUGGGAUGUGUUGCUUAAAUGUAUUUAUUUUGUAUGUUUUAAAUUAUUUUUAUUGUCUUUAUAUUUUGUUAUGGCACUUUUCGUUGCUUUUUUUAAUCAACAUUUUGCCAAUCAUAUCAUAAAAUCCUGAGGUGUUAACACGGGGUGAAUUCUGGGAUUCCAAAUCGAAGGUAUUGUUUGUUGUCAUAAACAUGUUACUUCCAAACAUUUCAAACUAAAAGACAAAGCAAAUUCAUAAAUCUAAGCUACACUGAUUUAGUUGUAUCCCUGUAAUUAGUUCAUUAACGAUUCAUAAAAGCAGGUGGUGAAUUGAAUAACGUUGUUGAAAUAAUUUGAUGAACUUCCCCUUUAGAGAAGUGAAGAACUCCAGCUGUUAAAGGCCUGGUAAAGUCCAUGUGAAAACCCCAGAGCAUUGUUUACUCUCACAGUUCCUCUCUGGGGAAAGCUCUGAAGCUUACUUCACAGUUCCUCUCUGGGGAAAGCUCUGAAGCUUACUUCACAGCUUGAGAGAUUGUGAUAUUGAUUUUCACUUUCUUUUUUGAACCACUUUUUUGUCCUCCAACAACCAUUCUGGCCAUUGAAAUCAGAUGGUUCUUAAGGAUAUGCAAACUAGUGCAGGUGCAGGUGUUUAUCUUAACGUUUUUAUUUAAAUGUAUGAAUGUGUUAAUUUAUUAUUGUCCCUUUGUCCUUUUUGUUGUGUGAGAUUAUUUUAGUUGAAGGGGGUUUCUGUUGCUAGGGUUUCAUAACAAGAGAAGACAUCAGGUGUAACCAUCCGGACAGACAGACAGAUGGUGCUGUACUGUAACUGUCUAUGUACUUAACUCUGUGGACAAGGUAAUUCUCUACCUCCUGGCUUAGAAUCCAUUGUAAGUUGCCACAAUUGCUCAGUGAAUAGGAAUAGUUAGGCAAUGACACCGUGUUGGGAAAUGCCUUGCUCACACACAGCAGGGACUUACAUCUACCCGUUACAGUCCAAAACACUGGACUUGUGUUGCCAAGGUAACCUGACCACAACAAACUUUAGUGGCCAUGAGAAUCCCUCUCCUCGUUGAUACAAAUUGUAUCCUAUUAACUUAAACCAGAUCAUUGUUUUAUAUGAGAAUAUGUAUACAAAAAGUAUUUUGAGAUUCAUGUGCCGUAAUUGGUCACAUUUGUUAAUGUUCUAAAAUAUAUUUUGGGAAAUGUUGUAUUGUGUUUUUAAGAAUUAUUUGGGAAAGAAAAGGCAUCAAAUGCAAUUUCUUCCAACUACUGUACUGUGAUUGGUGAUCAACAGACACAUAGGACAGAAAAUAUUGGUUGUUUUAUUAUCAUUCGUCUGAAAGUGUGUUUUCUCGUUGGCUGGUCACAAUCUAACUCUGGUCACAGUCAUGUGAGUGUGACUGUGGGGGUCAGCUUUAUGGGGAAGCAAAGAAUGUUUUCUUCCCCAUCAGCCCCUAUUGAUGGUCAUGAUCUUUCACUUAACAUGUUUUUCUACCGUGGUUCUCAGCUCUCUCAUUAAACUAAGCCUAUCCCUUCAGAGGAUCAGUGGAACACAGCUGACUUGACAAAGACAAUACUUGCUCUCUGGAACCAAUUUCUCAACAUGACAACAGCCAAAAGGUUCAAAUAUGUUUGUUUUUGUUUUUUACAUAUAGGAAACCAUGUCCAUUCACAUAGUAGUAUUACAUGGCAAGUCACUGAAUAGCAGUGUUCUUUUCUGGCCCCCUGAGUUGGUUGGCAUAUUAGCUUUGAGCUGAGCGAGCAUGUGACAUUGUGGCCGAAUAAAACCGCCACCCAAGACUUGACGUCUAGCACCUUUCUAAAAAAAGAGCCUUCUCAUUAGCUGCAGGGCACUGUGUGCCAGUGUGGGCCAGUGUGUGUGCCAGUGUGUGUGCCAGUGUGUGCCAGUGUGUGUGCCAGUGUGUGUGCCAGUGUGUGUGCCACGCUGUGCC
Messenger RNA from Oncorhynchus tshawytscha (Chinook salmon), 5264 nucleotides. RefSeq names its product probable ribonuclease ZC3H12C. The record is from RefSeq and is a predicted model, not a curated record. Lineage: Eukaryota; Metazoa; Chordata; Actinopteri; Salmoniformes; Salmonidae. Gene Ontology annotation, molecular function: RNA endonuclease activity; mRNA binding; metal ion binding. The transcript has 6 exons. Gene Ontology annotation, cellular component: nucleus; cytoplasmic ribonucleoprotein granule. Bases 437 to 3088 code for a protein of 883 amino acids.